This is a messenger RNA of Camelina sativa (false flax), 1058 nucleotides long. RefSeq lists its product as uncharacterized. The record is from RefSeq and is a predicted model, not a curated record. NCBI's taxonomy places the organism in Eukaryota, Viridiplantae, Streptophyta, Magnoliopsida, Brassicales, Brassicaceae.
UGCUGUGCACCAGCUCCAAAAGGUUCUUGCUGCCCUUGCCGAUGCACCAACAAUCCCUAAAGAAUGCGACUCUGCUUUCUGCUAGCCUGCAAAAGCUGCAAUGGCUACCAAACGAUCAAGCUCAAUCAUCCUCCUUUCUUUUCUUGUACUUGCUUUAGUCCUCUCUCCAAUCCUUCCAUGUCAAGCAACUCGAGCGCAUCUAGAUGCUGAAAGGCGUAUGCUGAGGCGCAUAUGUCCUUCGUGUGUGUGUUGUGCACCAGCUCCACCAGGUUCUUGCUGCCCAUGUCGAUGCCCAAAAAAACCCUAAAAUUUUCAACUUUGAUUUCGUCUAGCAGUUUAUCAUAUGUGUUUAAUGCUAGGUUUAAUGUAUCUUAAUAACAUGUGAAUAUCAAAAGAUACGGCUACAUAUAUUAAUCUUGUCACUCAGCCAUUCUACAUUUUGAUUAUGAUAUGAUAUCCUCUAAGUGGGACACAGAACUAUGUUAUACACGUACAUGUUUUGGCUUUUAGCUUCGUUGAGAUAUUAUUAAAAAUAGACGGUCAAAGUUUGAGGGACCUUUGACUUUUUCAUUCAACACACGAAGAGAGACUUUGAAUAUUAAAGUGAACUAUGGGAAAGUCAUCUUUGAAAAGGCAUAUAAAUAUGAUAUACCUUAACCCUCUCUAAUAACACUAAGCAUAACCAAGAUCAAUGGUGUUUCACAGUGGAAAAUUCAUCUUUCUGAAGCUCGUCCUCUUCUCGCUACUUCUUCUUCCCUUGUCCAAAAGCAACGCUACUCGUAUCCCACGAGCUCCUAUUGGCCCGAGAAGACCAAUUUGCCCGGCUUGUGUAUGCUGUGAGCCAGCUCCGCUAGGAAGUUGCUGCAGAUGUUGUGCAUCCCCUAUCGUCACUCAAGCUCAUCCCCCCUCUCAAUCUCCAUGAAACAAAAAAUAACAUUAAAAAGCUUGACUCGGUACAAAAAGAAAGAAGAAUAAAAAAGAGUCUUUUAAAGUCCAUGUUUCUUUGUUUCCAUGUCUUGAUCAUAAACAUUAAAGUCAACUAGAGUUUAGUUUUUCAA